This is a messenger RNA of Acanthosepion pharaonis, 648 nucleotides long. The record is from the annotation of a GenBank genome assembly. Lineage: Eukaryota; Metazoa; Mollusca; Cephalopoda; Sepiida; Sepiidae.
AUGUUUCUUUUUUCUUUUUUUCUUUUCUUUCUUUCUUUCUUUCUUUCUUUCUUUCUUCGUUUGUUUCUUUCUUUUGUAAAAUUCGCUUCUUUCUUUCUUUCUUUCUUUCUUUCUUUCUUUUUCCCUUUUCGUCCCCACCAAUUGUUUCUUUCUGUUGUAAAAUUCCUUCACUUCAUGAUCUUUUCUUUUUCUUUCUUUCUUUUCUUUCUUUCUUUUCUUUCUUUUUCGUCCCCCACCAAUUCUUUCUUUCUUUCUUCGUCCCCCUUUCUUUCAAUUUUUUUCUUUCUGUUGUUUCUUUCUUUCUUUCUUUCUGUUCCCACACCAAUUUUUCUUUUUGUAAAAUUUUCUUUUCUUUCUUUCUUUCUUUCUUUCUUUCUUUCUUUCUUUCUUUCUUUCUUUCUUUCUUCCUUCACUGAUGUUUCUUUCUUUCUUUCUUUUUUUUCUUUCUUUCUUUCUUUUUUCUUUCUUUUUUUUUCUUCGUCCCCACUGAUGUUCUUUCAAUUUUUUUUCUUUUCUUUCUGUUUUAAAAUUCCUUCCCCCACCAAUUGUUUCUUUGUUCCUUGUUCUUUCUUUCUUUCUUUCUUUUUUUUUUCUUUUCUUUCUUUUUUCUUUCUUCGUCCCCACACCAAUUGUUUCUUUCUGUUGUAA